This is a messenger RNA of Anolis carolinensis (green anole), 3988 nucleotides long. It is a transcript of the gene fbxl13, whose product is annotated as F-box and leucine rich repeat protein 13. The record is from RefSeq and is a predicted model, not a curated record. Gene Ontology annotation, cellular component: SCF ubiquitin ligase complex. Lineage: Eukaryota; Metazoa; Chordata; Lepidosauria; Squamata; Anolidae. Gene Ontology annotation, molecular function: protein binding. The coding region runs from base 111 to 2786 and encodes 891 amino acids. The transcript has 21 exons. Gene Ontology annotation, biological process: SCF-dependent proteasomal ubiquitin-dependent protein catabolic process.
CUGGCUCGAGGGCACGUGCAGCUCGGUUGCUAGGCGACCGCCAAACGGUCACCGCAGGGGAGGCAGGUCGGGAGGAGGACCCUCUCCUUUCCUCUCUUCUCUGUGGGGUCAUGGCGACCUUUCAAGGCAUGGGCCCCGAGCUCAGGGGCUACUUCAAGAAACAUUCCAUCCCUGACAUCUAUGAGGCCCUAUUAUCUGGUUUAUUAAUUAUGUGCCCAGAUGAUCCACUCAGAUUUUUAGAAGAAAAGAUCAAAGAAAUGAUGGAAAAAGGACUAUAUAGUAUUUUAUGGAAUAUGUGUAUUGACCCAGAAUUAAGCCUGAAGCUAAAAGUGAUUUCAGAAACAUACUUACAUACUCUUUUGGGACUUGAUGAUGAUCAGCUGAUGACUACAGAGUUAUGUGAUAAAGCAUGGGACUUUUAUAGCAUUAACUUAAAAAGAAUGUGCUUUGACGCAUGGGUGAAGUAUUGUGCUAUGAAGAAACUUGGGAGAGAAGUCUUGCAGAGAAAGUUGUCUGCUGCAAAACACUUUUAUGAAGUCAGACUACUAAAAAAAGUUGUUAAAAAAUGGAAUACCCGGGUGCAAGUUCGCAAAAAAGAGCAAGAACGGGCAGCAAAAAAAUUAGGAAAAGUCUUUCAGUGUUCUUUACAGAAGAUGAUCUUAAAGGCUUGGCGAAAAGAGACUAGAUUUAGAAGAAAGGCUAAAUUAUACGUAGAGCGUGUUGAAAAAGGUGCCGAAGAAAUUUUUUCUGCUGAAGACAGUGAAAAACAUUAUGUUUUAGAGCCAGAAGUACGUCAGCCAGAGAAGCGCUCAUCAGCAAGAUAUCCAUCUCAAGAACGUGUGUACACGUUUCAUACAAGAGGAGGCAAAGAUCACAUAACAAAGAUGCCAGGACAAAUACUAGCCCAGAUUUUCCGUUAUUUAACUAUAAUUGACUUGGCAAGAUGUACUCAAGUUAGCCGAAAUUGGAAGGCAAUGAUACAAACAGGUGCUGUAUGGAGUAAUAUUAAUUUCUCUGCAGCAAAAGAAGUAGUGAAAGAUAAUAUAGCCGGAAAUAUUUUACUGAAAUGGCGCACUAACGUGGUGCAUUUGAAUCUUCGUGGUUGUUAUACUCUUCACUGGAAUACUUUUAAAAAUAUUGGUCAGUGUUGCAAUCUGCAAGAGUUAAAUGUCUCUGAAUGUCAGAGUUUAAAUGAUGAAUUAAUGAGACUUGUAUCAGAAGGCUGUCCAACUCUCCUUUACCUUAAUUUGUCACACACAGAUAUUACAAAUGGGACACUAAGACUUUUGCCAAGGGGCUUUCCCAACUUACAGUACUUAAGUUUAGCUCACUGCAGAAAAUUCACAGACAAAGGUUUACAUUACCUUGGCUCUGGAAGAGGAUGUCACAAACUCAUCUAUUUGGAUAUUUCAGGCUGCCUCCAGAUCACAGUGGAAGGCUUCAGGAAUAUUGCGAAGAGCUGCAGUGGGAUUCAAUAUCUGACAAUUAAUGAAAUGCUCACUCUGACAGACAGGUGUAUUCAAGGUUUAACUGAAAAGUGCAAACAAAUUGUAUCUGUUGAAUUCGAUGAGUCUCCACAUGUUUCUGACACAGCUUUUAAAGCACUUGCUGAAUGUCAACUUGUUAAAAUGAGGAUACAAGGGAGUAAUCGUGUUACUGACCAAACCUUCAAAGUGAUAAGCAAAUUCUGGCCCAAAAUAAAACAUAUUUGUGUGGCUGACUGCCAGAAAAUAACAGAUGUUGCUCUCAAGCUUAUUGCAGCCCUGGAUAAUAUUAUUAUACUGAAUUUGUCACAUUGCAUAAGAAUCAGCGAUGCAGGAAUAAAGUUAUUUGUUGAUGGUAAUUCAGGCUCAAGAAUAAGGGAAUUAAUCUUAUCCCAUUGUUCCUAUGUCAGUGAUAUUGCUGUUGCCAAAAUAGCUCAAAGGUGCCACAGUCUGAUCUAUCUGAAUCUAUGUCAUUGCCGUGCUGUAACUGAUUCUGGGAUUGAGGCACUGAUCAUGAUGCCUUCAUUGGCUUACAUUAAUAUUUCCGGAAUUGAUGUCACAGAUCAGGCUUUGGAUACUCUUGGCAGACUGUCGAAAUUGAAGGAGAUUAUUAUAUCAGAAUGUCAGCAUAUUUCUGAUGGAGGAAUUAAGAGAUUCUGUGUUGAUGUGAAAAGACUGGACUACAUAGACUUUUCUUUCUGCCAUCAGCUGUCAAAUCAUGCGUUAAAAAAUUUAACGUUCAAUUGCCGUAAGAUUACAACUCUUAGUAUGGCUGGUUGUACCAAGAUAAGUGAUGUAGGUAUUCAAUUUGUGGCUGCGGGCUGCACUUUUCUUCACUACCUGGAUAUCUCGGGCUGUCCAAACAUCACUGAUAAAGCAAUCAAAUUUCUGUGGAAAGGUUGUCCGCAACUCCGAAUUCUUAAGAUGCUGUACUGCAAAGGCAUUACCAGACAAGCAGUUCUAAAAUUAUCCACAAAACUGCAAAAAUAUGAAUACAAUGAUGAUGACCCGCCACUGUGGUUUAGUCAUAUCAAUGCUGAUUCAUCCAGCUUCAAGAAACACAGGAAAGGUCGACGACAGAGUCCCUCAUCGCCUGAUCGCAGCAUAACGUCACCUCCAGAGAAAAAGCUCUUGGAGAGUCCCAGGCCCUCUGCAGCAGAGUCUUCAGGAGAAAAAAUCUCAGAGGCCUCCAAACACUCCAUCCCAAAACUUCAUGUAAAAAGCAGUUCUGAACCCAUUCCAAUCCCCACAAUAGAGAUUUCAGGGGAAGAUGAGAAACCAAGCAAUGUGUAUACAAAUUAAAAAGCAAAUGAUUAUAAUAUUUUUUUAAAAAAACCCUCUUCUCUUAUUAGAAUAAAUUUAGAUGCCUUUAGAGCUGUAUUAAUUGGAUAGCUUUUAGAAGUCUUCCUGGCAAUAUUAUUAACAUUUCCCCCCAAAAUCAAUAUAGUAUAAGUUAUGCCAUUCGUUUAGUUCUUCUUCAGCAAGUAAUAUUAUUUAACAAUUACAUAGCAAUAUUUUAUAUGUAUGCUAAUUUGUUUCACUUAUCUGUAACAGCAAUAUAAAUAUUUGUUAACAUUUAAAUGUUUGUAUUUAUUUAUGGCAUAUAUCUUACUUUGUAUGUGCAGUAAAGCUCAAUGCAACAUACAUGGAGUUUCCAAUUGAUGUCUUUAUUAUUAUGAAACUAUUAACACAAUGGGUUGCUGUGAGUUUUCCGGGCCAUGUUCCAGAAGCAUUCUCUCCUGAUGUUUCACCCACAUCUGUGGCAGGCAUCUUCAGAGGUUGUGAGGUCACAGUAUUAACACAGUAUUCAGCUUCUUAAUAUGGUGAGAUUUUUUAGAUGCCAGUACAUUUGAAGCAUUAAAAACACAAUGUUUUUCUAGUAUUUCAACUAUUAAAACUAAAAUGUGCCCAGGAGUGAGGAGAAAAUGGCUCAUAAAUACUUUCUGGGUUUGAACAGAAAUCCUAUAUUCUUAAGCAGAUAGAAGAAAGAGGAAAUGAAUAACAGUUGAAAGAUGUAUCCCCUGAAAUCUUUACGGGGUGAGAGGUACUAUUGGCUUUAUAGAGUAUGAAAAUGUUUUCUAUGUGAAUAUUUUGGGUGCUGAGUGAAAAUGUGAGUUACAGCACUGUGAGGUACAAAGGAAGUUCCCCAUCCAUAAACAGUGCCAAUAAAUACAGAAUGUUCUCUGGAUUGUGUGUCUUCACAUUCAGAUAGAUGUUAAUGUGCCAAUCCCUUUUACUCUGCAAGCUAUUUUCUGUUGUCUUUUUAAUGGAAAGUUUAUCAGGAUAAGAAUGCAUUAUUUAUACUUAUUUAUUAUGUUCAUGUACUAUUUUUCAUAUGUAAAGAAGCUCAGUACAACAUAUAUAAUGUUUCCAGGCAAGUUUUCUAUUUGUUUAGCCCAGAGCCGCUGAGAUAUAGCCUGUUGCAUUGUGCCUUUGUAUUAUGUAUUGAAACUUGAGAUUUUGGAGAUUUUCUGCAGAAGAUCAAUAAGAAAUUGAUAAGUUAU